UACUUUGUGGCGCGUCGGUGCCCCGAGGAAUUAGCAGCGGCGGCGGCGGCGGCAGCUGCAGGUGCCAGAAAAUAACAGUGGCCGCUGAGCGGUGGGAGUUUCUCGGCCCUGCUGUGUGAGCUGGACAGCCCCAAGGGAGACACCUCGCUAGGAAGCAAAACGCGGGGCGGAGCGGUGAAGCCCCUCCCCCAACCUCUCCUUAGUUUGACCAACUCCCUCUCCCACCCUUCUCUCCCCGUUUUUCCUCCCAGCCCGCUACGCGCUGGCCUGCUGCGCAGGCGCACGAAUACUCGAAGCGCCUCCUUAGCCCUUGGGGCUUGUGGGCUUCUGCGCGCGCUUCCCGUUCUUCUCCCUUGAUUGGCCAGAUUGCCCCGCCAUCACACCUCCCUCUGCUUUUUCUAGGUUGAGAAGGAAGCAGGGGGGCGGGGCCAAGCAGCGCGUGCGCGAUCGUGUUGCUGUCCCUUUGCUGCUAUUGCGUUGCAAAAAAAAUCCUGACUAGGUAGCCUUGCGCCUUUCUGUGCUAGAGGAUCUAAAGGAGAAAGAUUUCUGCAACUGAAGGGGCAGUCGGGUAGUAUUAACUUUAAGAUAUUCAUGCCCGCUCUUAGAGGAGUGUGGGCAACGGCCUUAAGCGUUGAGAGCCGAAGAGUAUAAAACCAUUAAUUUCCGGGCCAGGCGUUUAGAAAGGCUUUGCAGGACCUGUUUUCUGCGCAGUUCUUCCGUGAUUACUGACUGGUUUAAACACAAUCCCUUGAACAAUUCCGAUAAACCGUCGAAAUCCGCAGCCCCUCUUUGCAGCGUGUAGGAGCCGCCAGCGUGCCCAGCAGCUGGUCCUCCCGUCCUACCUCCAGAAGAGCCUAGCGCGUGCACCAUCCCCACCCCCUGGCCCCCCUCCCCACCUGCGGCUUUCACGCACUCGCAGUGAUUGUUUUGCCCGCUCCCGCCGCCGCCGCCGCCGCCGCGGCCGCCAGAGGAGCAGCAGCGCUUGUGCAAACCGGGAAGAUGGCGGCCGGCGGCGGCGGAGGCGGCAGUAAGGCCUCCUCCUCGUCGGCCUCUUCGGCAGGGGCUCUGGAGUCCUCGUUGGAUCGAAAAUUCCAGUCGGUAACUAACACCAUGGAAUCUAUUCAAGGCUUGUCGUCUUGGUGUAUAGAGAACAAGAAACACCACACUACUAUCGUCUACCAUUGGAUGAAGUGGCUCCGGAGAUCUGCCUAUCCCCACCGUUUGAAUCUCUUUUACCUUGCCAAUGAUGUCAUACAGAACUGUAAAAGGAAAAACGCAAUCAUAUUCCGUGAAUCGUUUGCUGAUGUACUUCCGGAAGCAGCUGCUCUAGUGAAGGAUCCAUCUGUCUCUAAGUCUAUAGAACGAAUCUUUAAAAUCUGGGAAGAUAGAAAUGUAUACCCAGAAGAAAUGAUUAUGGCGUUAAGAGAAGCUUUGAGUACCACUUUCAAAACUCAGAAGCAGCUGAAAGAAAAUCUGAACAAACAACCGAAUAAGCAGUGGAAGAAAUCACAAACAUCCACGAAUCCAAAAGCUGCUCUCAAGUCUAAGAUAGUUGCUGAAUUUCGAUCUCAGGCCCUCAUUGAAGAGCUGUUGCUGUACAAGCGCUCAGAAGAUCAGAUAGAAUUGAAAGAAAAACAGCUGUCAACUAUGAGGGUGGAUGUGUGCAGCACAGAAACUCUCAAAUGCUUAAAAGAUAAGACAGGUGGGAAGAAAUUCUCCAAAGAAUUUGAAGAGGCAAGUGCCAAGCUGGAGGAAUUUGUGAAUGGACUAGAUAAGCAGGUGAAAAAUGGGCCCUCACUAACAGAAGCACUUGAAAAUGCUGGAAUUUUCUAUGAAGCACAGUACAAAGAAGUAAAAGUGGUGGCCAAUGCAUAUAAAACCUUCGCUAAUCGAGUGAACAAUUUAAAGAAAAAGCUGGAUCAAUUGAAGUCAACCCUUCCUGAUCCUGAGGAAUCACCAGUCCCUUCCCCAAGCAUGGAUGCUCCCUCCCCAACUGGCUCUGAGUCUCCUUUUCAAGGAAUGGGAGGUGAGGAAUCCCAGUCACCAACCAUGGAGAGUGAGAAAUCUGCCACACCUGAGCCUGCAACAGAUAAUCGUGAUGUGGAAGACAUGGAACUCUCAGAUGUGGAAGAUGAUGGGUCAAAAAUCAUUGAAGACAGGAAGGAAAAACCUGUGGAGAAGUCAGCUGUAUCCACUGCUGUACCUACAAAGCCAACAGAAAGUAUCUCAAAGGCCUCUUCAUGCACUCCAGUGCCUGUGACCAUGACAGCAACCCCACCUCUUCCAAAGCCUGUGAAUACUUCUCUUCUCUCCCCUACUCCAGCACUGGCUUUGCCAAACCUGGCUAAUGUGGAUCUGGCAAAGAUCAGUUCCAUCCUUAGCAGCCUGACAUCAGUCAUGAAAAAUACUGGGGUCAGUCCUGCAUCAAGACCUUCUCCAGGAACUCCUGCAAGUCCCAGCAACCUCACCAGUGGUCUGAAAACACCUGCACCUGCCACGACAACAUCUCAUAACCCUCUAGCAAAUAUCCUCUCGAAGGUGGAGAUCACCCCAGAGAGCAUUCUGUCUGCUCUUUCCAAAACCCAGACACAGUCAGCCCCUGCACUGCAAGGCCUGUCAUCUUUACUUCAGAGUGUUACUGGGAACCCAGUUCCAUCCAGCGAAGCUGCAUCCCAGAGCACUUCGGCUUCCCCUGCCAACACCACAGUCUCUAGCAUAAAAGGAAGAAAUCUGCCCUCCAAUACCCAAUCCUUUAUUCCGAAAAGCUUCAGCUAUUCCCCUAAUUCAUCAACUUCUGAAGUCUCUUCAACUUCAGCCAGCAAGGCCUCAAUUGGGCAAAGCCCAGGGCUCCCCAGCUCUACUUUCAAGCUACCAUCCAACACUCUGGGGUUUACAGGUACCCACAAUACUAGCCCUGCUGCCCCACCUACUGAAGUUGCCAUGUGCCAAUCUUCAGAGAUCUCCAAGCCAAAGCUGGAGUCAGAGUCCACCUCCCCAAGCCUGGAAAUGAAGAUCCACAACUUCUUAAAAGGUAAUCCUGGUUUCAGUGGCUUAAACUUAAACAUCCCAAUCCUGAGCAGUUUGGGAUCCAGUGCCCCAGCAGAAAGCCAUCCCUCAGACUUCCAGCGUGGCCCUACUAGCACAUCAAUCGACAACAUUGAUGGAACCCCUGUGCGGGAUGAACGGAGUGGGACACCCACCCAGGAUGAGAUGAUGGACAAGCCCACAUCCAGCAGUGUAGAUACCAUGUCCCUGCUUUCUAAGAUCAUUAGCCCUGGUUCCUCAACACCCAGCAGUACAAGAUCACCACCCCCUGGGAGAGAGGAAAGCUACCCUCGAGAGCUCUCCAAUUCUGUAUCUACAUAUCGACCCUUUGGCCUGGGCAGUGAAUCACCCUAUAAGCAGCCUUCUGAUGGAAUGGAGAGACCAUCUUCCCUGAUGGACUCUUCACAGGAGAAAUUCUAUCCAGAUACUUCUUUCCAGGAAGAUGAAGAUUACCGAGAUUUUGAGUAUUCAGGGCCUCCACCCUCUGCCAUGAUGAACCUAGAGAAGAAACCAGCCAAAUCUAUCCUGAAAUCAAGCAAGCUUUCUGAUACCACCGAGUACCAGCCCAUCUUGUCCAGUUACAGCCACAGGGGCCAAGAAUUUGGGGUAAAGUCUGCCUUCCCUCCAUCUGUGAGGGCCCUCCUGGACUCUAGUGAGAACUGUGACCGUCUCUCGUCUUCCCCUGGGCUUUUUGGUGCCUUCAGCAUAAGAGGGAAUGAACCUGGGCCUGACCGGUCACCAUCACCGAGUAAGAAUGAUUCAUUUUUCACCCCUGACUCCAACCACAAUAACUUGUCUCAGUCUACCACUGGGCAUCUCAGUUUGCCACAGAAGCAGUACCCAGACUCUCCUCACCCAGUUCCACAUCGUUCCCUUUUCUCUCCGCAGAAUACCCUUGCUGCUCCCACGGGCCACCCACCCACGUCAGGCGUGGAGAAAGUCCUGGCCUCCACCAUUUCCACCACAUCGACGAUUGAGUUUAAGAAUAUGCUUAAAAAUGCCUCACGAAAGCCCUCAGAUGAUAAACAUUUUGGCCAGGCCCCCAGCAAGGGCACUUCAAGUGAUGGUGUCAGUCUCUCAAACCUCUCCCAGCCCAGCUUGACAGCCAGUGAUCAGCAGCAGCAAGAAGAGCACUACCGCAUAGAGACCCGAGUCUCCUCUUCCUGCUUAGACUUGCCUGAUAGUACGGAAGAAAAGGGGGCCCCUAUAGAGACCUUGGGUUAUCAUAAUGCAUCCAAUAGGAGGAUGUCAGGGGAGCCAAUACAGACUGUAGAGUCCAUCCGAGUUCCUGGGAAGGGAAAUAGAGGACAUGGGCGUGAGGCUUCAAGGGUGGGUUGGUUUGAUCUGAGCACCUCAGGCAGCUCUUUUGACAAUGGCCCCUCAAGUGCCUCUGAGUUGGCAUCCCUUGGGGGUGGGGGCAGCGGAGGCCUCACUGGCUUUAAAACAGCACCAUACAAAGAACGAGCACCCCAAUUUCAGGAAAGUGUCGGCAGCUUUCGUUCCAACAGUUUCAACUCAACAUUUGAGCAUCAUCUCCCCCCGUCCCCAUUGGAACAUGGGACACCCUUCCAGAGAGAGCCAGUGGGGCCAUCAUCUGCCCCACCUGCUCCUCCUAAGGAUCAUGGUGGUAUCUUCUCUCGAGAUGCACCCACUCAUCUACCCUCUGUGGAUCUUUCGAACCCCUUCACAAAGGAGGCAGCCCUGGCCCAUGCUGCCCCACCUCCUCCUGGAGAGCACAGCGGAGUUCCUUUCCCCACCCCACCCCCUCCUCCGCCCCCUGGGGAACAUAGCAGCAGUGGCGGGAGUGGCGUCCCUUUCUCCACUCCUCCUCCUCCUCCGCCUCCUGUUGACCACUCUGGGGUUGUACCCUUCCCGACCCCACCACUGGCAGAGCACGGAGUGGCGGGGGCUGUGGCAGUAUUUCCCAAGGACCAUAGUUCCCUCCUUCAGGGGACCCUGGCUGAUCAUUUUGGGGUGCUCCCAGGACCCAGGGACCAUGGGGGCCCCACCCAACGGGACCUCAACGGCCCUGGCCUUAGCCGUGUACGCGAGAGCCUGAGCCUACCCUCCCUUUCUCUGGAGCACUUGGGCCCAGCCCAUGGAGGAGGAGGUGGGGGAGGCAGCAGCAACAGCAGCGGCCCCCCCUUGGGUCCCUCACACAGAGACGCCAUCAGCCGGAGUGGUAUGAUCUUGCGGAGUCCCCGGCCAGACUUCCGGCCUAGGGAACCUUUUCUCAGCAGAGACCCUUUUCACAGUUUAAAGAGACCCAGGCCACCUUUCGCUAGGGGCCCUCCGUUCUUUGCACCAAAACGCCCAUUCUUCCCUCCCAGGUACUGAUGGAAACUAAGGGAAAGGCAUUUUGAACAGUCUAGAGAGAAUUGGAAGUAGGAGUUUGGUUUAUUAUUGUUGUUUUUGUUUGUUUUCCCUCCUUUGAUUUAUUUUUUCUUUUUUUUAUUAUGACAGAGGACCUCCCUUCCAAAUUAAAAAGUCCCAUGUGCAUAUGCCCACAUUUCACUAUUCCAUCCAGUCCUGCCUCCCACUGCACUUACACCCACCUUCUCCAACUUGUUUGUAUUUUAAGGGGGUGGGGGGCAAAGAAACACAACCAAAGCCACUUCAUUUGGCUGGGGGUUUGAGGGGUGGGGAGGAAAACAGCUCGUAUCUUACCCCAUCUAUGGAAGAGUAUUAUUACAUUUGAAAUAAAACUUCCAUCAGUACAGAUAAUAACAUGUGCAAUGUUGGGAUGUUAUUUUGGGCUUGGCAUGUCAAAAGUAGUCAGUGGAAGGAUUCCUGUCCCCUUCUCUCUGCAGCUCCGUUACUGCUGUAACCAGUGUGGCUCUCUUCCCUGUAUGCUCUGUGGCCUGCUGACAGCCAGGAGAUGUUGCAGGGGAGAAAUGUGGGAGACCUGGGACCUGUCAAGUUGUUUUGUUCUGCUUUGUUUUGUUUUUAAAGGCAUGUUGCAGUUGAGUUCUUUACCUCUCUCCUAAAAUCUAAAGCUUCUUUUUUUUUUCUUCUUUUUUUUCCUCUUCUAAAGUACUAUCAGGCAGUAACUUUGAGGAGAUACGGACCUCAUUUUAUCCUAGUAAAAAAUUUUCCUCUUUAUACUUGGAGUGAAAGAAAGGGGGCUGGAUAUAAUUUAAAGUUUAAAAUAAGGAGUAGCUACAAUAUAGAGCGCUAGAGAAAGGAACUGUUAAAUGGUGUGUUGUGACCUGCCCAUCUGUCAUAAACGAGGAAACAUUUCUGAGGUAGUUUCACACAUCUUGCACCAAGUUCUUGCUUCCUGCUUUUCUUUCUUGACUUUUUCCUCCCUCAGUUUUCAUUUCUGCUUUAGCCAGAGAGAAAGUCACUACAGUUGACAAUUGAUAUGAAGGUGUAACUGAAAUGUUAUCAAAUAUUAUCCCUGUAUUUUUUAAUAAGUACACAUUUUUACCAUGGUGCCUCCCUAACGUAAGUGACAUUUAUUGGUAGUUUUCAGCAAAAGUUAACUACAAGGGAAAGGGAAAUAUUUGUCUUUAUCUUUCUUUUCCCCUUGACCUAGUCCUGUAUUCACCCCUCUUCUUGGUAUUUCGAAGGAGGAAGUUCAGUAGCAUCUUUCUUUAUAUUAUACCUCUUUAGAUCUGUCUUAGUGACAAGUGGAUAUUAUUAUAUGUAUCUUUACAGAGAAACAGGAGGACCCGAUAAAUUCAAAUUUACCCCACUCUACAGAUAGCAGCCUGUCACAUUUCAAGGCUCAAUCCUUAACCUCACCUCCCACUCUCAAUAGAAAAUAAUGUUUCUGCCCUUAGUCAUUUUCCACGAGAAAGGAAUGCUUUUCUUGUCCCUGAACUGAAAGGCUUCUUAUUUGUAUUUCUACAACUAGUACUGGGAAAAAGACAAUCACUGCAUUCUGAGUGUUUAUAUCUAGGGACACUGAAAGGCAAAUGUUGCUUUACUACUCUUUUUUAUUUAGUGUCUUACCCCAAGGUACACACUGGUCAUCUCCAGCCAGAUGAGUAAAAGAAAAGGAAAUUCUAGCAAGUUUCAUAUUUUCUUCCAAGUUAGUAUAGGAGUAACUGUAGGAAGUAUGGGGAUUGCCCUGGAUUCCUCCAGCGAAAUAUUAAAGAUGGGAGAGAGUGGGCAGUGUAGUGACAGAAGAUGAUUAUUUGUCUCAAAAGAAACUUGCUUUUCAGAUAAAGAGCGUUUCAGAUAAAGAGCAGCUUAAACCAGGUGUGCAUCAUAGUUUGGGAGUUUUUGUGUAAUUUAUUCCAUAUUAUUUAUUUGGGCUCGUCAUGUUUUCUUUGGUUAGGAUCCUGCAGGUCAUUCAUCUUCCUAAUGCGUUUCUGGUUUUAAGCCAACUGUUCUUUCUUUCUUUGACCUUCUCAAGCCUCUCUGCCCUGUAGCUUCCCCCCCCCCACCCCCUGCAAAAAUGCAUGAUACCACGACCUUGUAAGUGGGGUGGGGUAUAUAGUGUAGCAAAGCAAAGAAACAGUACAGUUAUAUUGAGUCCUAAGACAUUUGUUUAGAGAAAAGUAUAAGAGAGUGUGAGGGUGGGGGUGGGGGGAGGGAAAGGGAGAGUUCUCUCUGACUCGAAACUGGGAUAGGAUUUUUCUUCCUUUGCAGAAAAGUGGGAUGUUUUUUUAUUCUAGAAUAAAAGAAUGUGAAUUCUUUUUGCUGCUCUCGUUUAAGCUAAAAGUAGUGUUUACUUGAAAAGGCUCUCUGACCAUUUGAUUUUAUCAGAAAAUGCGGGGUUGUCAGGACAGUGGCUUCCUGAAUGUUGGGGCAGGGCUAUUGUCCUCAAAAGCAUGAUAGCUAAUCCAUGAAAGAAGGACCUUGUUGUACAGUUUAAAAGAUGGACUUUUAAGGGUUGGUUUUUUUGUGGAGUGUUUUUUUUUUUUUUUUUAAGCCACAGAAUCCUCAGUGCAUUUGUUUCAAGAUGGAAGUGAGGAUUUGUAUGUGACUUGUCAGCUGUUGUUAACUUUAAGGAAAUCUGUCUACAGCAGUAAAUGAAGACAACAAUGUAUAUAUGUGAUAUAGUGAAACAAAAAAGACAAUUCUGGUAUUCAUAACAUGAAACAAAGGGGUUUUAUUCUUUCUUUGUCUGUGAUUUAAAACUCCGUGCCCAUGCUCUGACUUUUGUAUUUCAACCUGAGUUUAAAAAAUAAACAAGAUUUUUUUAAAGAAAGCAUAGCAUAGUGUAUCUUGGCAAGGACAUGAUUCAUAUGCAAGCAGAAUAUGUGAAGUUGUUACUAACGUCCUUGGUGCUCACUGUAAAA
Messenger RNA from Aethalodelphis obliquidens (Pacific white-sided dolphin), 8297 nucleotides. It is a transcript of the gene RPRD2, whose product is annotated as regulation of nuclear pre-mRNA domain containing 2. Gene Ontology annotation, biological process: mRNA 3'-end processing. The record is from RefSeq and is a predicted model, not a curated record. Bases 1000 to 5382 code for a protein of 1460 amino acids. The transcript is spliced from 11 exons. Gene Ontology annotation, molecular function: RNA polymerase II C-terminal domain binding. NCBI's taxonomy places the organism in Eukaryota, Metazoa, Chordata, Mammalia, Artiodactyla, Delphinidae.